Cavia porcellus (domestic guinea pig) is the source of this 962-nucleotide messenger RNA. RefSeq names its product glutaredoxin 5 (gene Glrx5). Gene Ontology annotation, cellular component: mitochondrial matrix. The coding region runs from base 86 to 556 and encodes 156 amino acids. The transcript has 2 exons. NCBI's taxonomy places the organism in Eukaryota, Metazoa, Chordata, Mammalia, Rodentia, Caviidae. The record is from RefSeq and is a predicted model, not a curated record.
UGGGCCGGGCCUCCAGGGGCCUGAGCUAGGCUCCCCGAGGCAGCAGAGGUUCUGGCCGUAGUGGGGCUCCAUCGGGCGAGCGGUGAUGAGUGGGACUCUGCGCCGCGCGGCUGCAGCUCUGCUCCGCUGGGGCCGCGGUUCGGGCGGCGUCGGCCUGCAGGGUACUGGCGUGCGGGCGGCGGGCUCGGGCGCCGGCGGCGGCCAGGCGGAGCAGCUGGACGCGCUGGUAAAGAAGGACAAGGUGGUGGUCUUCCUCAAGGGGACGCCGGAGCAGCCCCAGUGCGGCUUCAGCAACGCUGUGGUGCAAAUCCUGCGGCUUCACGGCGUCCGCGACUACGCGGCCUACAACGUGCUGGACGACCCCGACCUCCGGCAAGGCAUUAAAGACUACUCCAACUGGCCCACCAUCCCGCAGGUGUACCUCAACGGCGAGUUUGUGGGGGGCUGUGACAUCCUUCUGCAGAUGCACCAGAAUGGGGACCUGGUGGAAGAACUGAAAAAGCUGGGGAUUCGCUCCGCCCUCCUCGAUGAAAAGCAAGACCAAGACUCAAAGUGACAGCUGGCCGGCCUGGGUGCAGACUUGCUGCCGGAGAAGCCUUACCCCACCGUCCCCUGCUGCAGUGGCUGCUGGCACUGGUCCUCCUGGCUCAGCAGCGCACGGUGCUUACAGUUUAUCUGGUUCUGGAGCUAAGAGAUCGUGUUGUGAACUUGAUGACAGCCACUGCACUGUAAUGAUUCAUGUCAUAUUAUGAUAUUGCUGUAACAGAAGUUGUUCUUACAUCAUCUUUUGUUCUGUGCCUGACUCGGGAGCCGUUUGUGAUUCCUGCAAGUGUGUCCAUCUGCAAAGAUCUUCUCCUCCCCACCUUUGGGUAACAUCUGUUUAGGAAAAUGAUGGGCAGAGAAGAAAACACAAUAGUUGGGUGUUUUGUUUUUUUUAAUAAACUGCCAUUUCAGAUACCGUG